AUGGCGGGAAAGAAGAGGAUCAUAUACGUCCCAGAUAGCGAUGAAGAGGUCAGUGCAUCGGCCAAUCAAACACUCGACCAAAAUAUCUGUGCUGACCUCCGAGAUAACCAUGAUAAUGUUAAUAAUAAUGGUGGAGGUGAUGGUGGUGAGGACGAUGUUGAUGGCGUGCUAGUUUGUAAUGACAGGAGAUUUCUAUUCGAAGUAAGGAAGGGCCAGUCUGGAGGGGAUGGAUUGCUGAAGAUAACUGAAACUGGCAACAAGUUCAGAUCGGUUGUAAACGUUCCAGAAUGUUUAUGGAAGCCUUUCAUUGACGAUGUAGAAAACCGCAUCCUGUUAAACAUAUGA
Messenger RNA from Helobdella robusta, 345 nucleotides. RefSeq lists its product as hypothetical. Lineage: Eukaryota; Metazoa; Annelida; Clitellata; Rhynchobdellida; Glossiphoniidae. Bases 1 to 345 code for a protein of 114 amino acids. The record is from RefSeq and is a predicted model, not a curated record. The transcript is spliced from 2 exons.